Messenger RNA from Erythranthe guttata (spotted monkey flower), 790 nucleotides. Lineage: Eukaryota; Viridiplantae; Streptophyta; Magnoliopsida; Lamiales; Phrymaceae. The record is from RefSeq and is a predicted model, not a curated record.
CAUAAAAUAUUUAUACAUCAGUAAAAAUUAUUUCGUUCCUUAAUAUUUGAACCCAUAAAAGAUAAAGGACUAAAAUCGCAAUUAUUUAGAUAAAUAUUAUUAUUUUAUUAAUGAUAGAGAAGAAAGAGGAAUCUAAUUUUGUAAUCGUGAUCGUGAUUAUCACCGGAGCACUAGUUUUCGUAUUUGAAUUGCAUAUAGCGUGGAAGAAUAGAGUGCUACUCGGAACGGAUGGCGAUGUGGAGUUGCCGGAAAUAGCACGACGACCACCACCGGUGCAGGCGGCGACGGGGCGGCUCACUGUCGGCGAUGAAGUAGUUUUCGACACUUUUAAUCAAGAAAGAGCGGAGGAAGAGGGCGGCGGAUGUGCAAUAUGUUUGGUGGAAUAUAAAGACAGCGAAACCCUAGCGACGAUCACCGUUUGCAAACAUAGGUAUCAUGUAUUUUGUAUUAGGGCAUGGUUGAAGGACCACGACACGUGUCCACUUUGUAGAACUCAGGUUUGAAAGUACGUAAUUUUGUUUUUUCUUCUAAAAAUCCGGGAAAACGAAAUUCGGUAUCUUUCGGAAUUCAAAAUGAAAAUUCGAUGUUUCGAAAUCGGAGAUUUUUUUAUUGGAAAUGUUUGGAAUUCAAAAUUUCCAUUUUCAUUUUAGCCCCUAUAUUUUGUUUAACUGGUAUAAAAAGUCCUCAAUUUCAGCCAACAACUCUAUUAUGGUUACCGAAGUACGUGUUGGAUUUAGGGGUGUUGAGAUUUGCCCCUAAAUAUUUUUGUGAGUAAAAUACUUUUGAAGUG